CAUCUUUCACACGAUUAUCAACAUCAGUAGAUGAUAGAUUUACAUUUAGUUUUUAGGUUUGCAUAUAUAUAAUUUCGCACUCAUAAGUUAACUAAGUAGCUUUUCCGUAGCAUGAUUUCUCCUGCUCCAUACCGUACAACUGCUGCGCUUAUUCCUGUUGUAGCUGCAGCCCAGCAUAGUAAGUCUACGUUGCACGAUCCACUCCCACAUCGGAAAGAGACCGUCUGGAAGGACUUUUGAGGUUCAUGUCAUUCACAUUUUCUCAUGAAUUUACUUUGUUUUUUACUAGAACUAGAGUGGAAGUAGAAGUACCUGUUUCUAUCACGACCAGAUUUUGUUUCACCCGACCUAGCAUUCGUCCCCUAUGACAUGUGCUAGAAUUCAUUUCCGUCCCACAGCAGCAGCCGGAGAGUUUUGCAUGAAGUUGUAAGAGGAAACUGCAACUUAGAAGCAAAAUUCUGGACACGAAAUACGAAUGUCACCCUCUCUUUCUUUAUCGUUGAAUUUAGUUCACCACUACAU
This is a messenger RNA of Amoebophrya sp. A120, 522 nucleotides long. The record is from the annotation of a GenBank genome assembly. Lineage: Eukaryota; Dinophyceae; Syndiniales; Amoebophryaceae.